Molecule: messenger RNA, 360 nt
Organism: Geodia barretti
Lineage: Eukaryota; Metazoa; Porifera; Demospongiae; Tetractinellida; Geodiidae
Source: the annotation of a GenBank genome assembly
AUGGGUGAGUUGUACAACAAUCCGCAUGAGAUUAUUCCGAUGGUCAAGGACCGACUGCUCGAUUUCAUGCGUGUCCAUGUCUCUCAAAUCGGGGGAUUGACGCCAGCACGGAAGCUGGCAGCACUCUGCGAAGCCUUCAACGUCCGAACCGCUUGGCACGGUCCCACGGAUGUCUCCCCUGUGGGUCACGCCGCCCAACUCAUGCUAGACCUGAACGUGUGGAAUUUCGGCAUCCAAGAGGCGGGGCCCUACCAGACCGAUCUGCUGAAGGAGGUAUUCCCCGGAACGCCUGAAGUCCGCAACGGAUAUAUGUGGUCCAACGGCAAGCCUGGCUUGGGCAUAGAUAUAGACGAGAGUUAG